AUAUAUUGAAUGUAUUGCAUACUGAGGAAAUAACUCUGGAACCAUUCAAAAUUCCAGUCGCCAAGUUCAACAAAACUGUCAUAAAAUAAUUCCAAAAAAUACCGACCGAUUUAAGAGGUUUUACAAAUGAAGCGUGUUUUCUGUAUAAGUGGUGGACGAGGUGGUGGCGGGGUACAAUAUGCAUGGCAGAAAUCCCUGGGAAACUACAUUGCCACUUCAAGCAAUGACAAUUUAGUAAAGAUUUACGACAGACAUGGAGACCUUAAACAAGAAAUACAACUGCAAGGACCGUGUACAGGACUUGGCUGGGAUAAAGAUGGUGAUAUCUUGGCAAUUAUCAAUGAAAGAAAUACAAACAUCACCAUGUGGGAUGCUAACACAGGCAAAACAUCCUCUAUGGAUAGUGGACUUAGAGAUCCUUUAUCAUUCUUGCUUUGGGCAAAGGCUGGACCAUAUCUAGCUGUCGGAACUGUGAAGGGUAACCUUCUCAUCUAUAAUCAUCAAACAUCCAGAAAAAUUCCAAUAAUUGGCAAGCAUUCAAGAAAGAUCACAUGUGGAUCGUGGAGUAAUGAGAACUUGUUAGCACUUGGCAGUGAAGAUAAGACCAUAACUAUUAGUAAUGCAGAGGGUGACACCCUACGCCAGACGUCCACCAGGGCAGAGCCUGGAGAUAUACAGUUCUCAGAGAUGAAAGGAGACGAGCGCUCGUCUAUGGGUGAAAACACUGUUAGUGUGGUGAUUGGAAAGAGAACAUUGUUUCUAUACAACAUGCAUGACUCAGAGAACCCUGUCGAGUUAGCGUUCCAGCAGAAAUACGGCAACAUUAUGUCCUAUAGAUGGUAUGGAGAUGGGUAUAUUAUGAUUGGAUUUUCCCACGGAUUCUUUGUAGUCAUCUCCACUCACAUGAAGGAAAUUGGUCAGGAGUUAUUCCAGGCACGUAAUCACAAAGACAACCUCA
Molecule: messenger RNA, 958 nt
Organism: Ruditapes philippinarum (Manila clam)
Lineage: Eukaryota; Metazoa; Mollusca; Bivalvia; Venerida; Veneridae
Product: WD repeat-containing protein 19-like
Biological process (GO): cilium assembly; intraciliary retrograde transport
Cellular component (GO): cilium; intraciliary transport particle A
Molecular function (GO): protein binding
Source: RefSeq, a predicted model, not a curated record